This is a messenger RNA of Rhinichthys klamathensis goyatoka, 693 nucleotides long. It is a transcript of the gene plex9.2, whose product is annotated as PML-like exon 9.2. Gene Ontology annotation, cellular component: cytoplasm. Gene Ontology annotation, biological process: DNA catabolic process. The transcript has 2 exons. NCBI's taxonomy places the organism in Eukaryota, Metazoa, Chordata, Actinopteri, Cypriniformes, Leuciscidae. Gene Ontology annotation, molecular function: nucleic acid binding; 3'-5'-DNA exonuclease activity. The coding region runs from base 52 to 672 and encodes 206 amino acids. The record is from RefSeq and is a predicted model, not a curated record.
AACAUAGUAGACCAGACGGAAAAGCAACAUCCGAUUAGUUUAAAAUGAGUAAUGGAUUCUAGCUCUCAGCAUCCACCUUGUACUGUGUUCUUUGAUUUAGAGACAACUGGUCUGGACCGCUCCUGUGACCUGGUCCAGCUGGCGGCAGUGAGUGGGAGUCACACUUUCAACCUCUUUAUGGUUCCUCGUCGGCCGAUGCAACCCGGCGCUUCCAGGAUCACAGGUUUCAGUGUGAGACGCCAGCGUCUGCUUCUCCACCGCAGGCCGGUUCUCACCAGCUCUCUCCGAGAAGCCCUGGUCUCCUUCAUCACCUUCCUCCAGAUGUUGGGUCGGCCGCUCCUGGUGGGUCACAACAUCCGCAGGUUCGACUGUCCUGUUCUGGCCAGAGCACUGGAUGAGUUCAGCCUUAGGUCAGACUUCCAGAAACACCUGGGUGGAUUCGUGGACACUCUUCCGUUGGCCCGACAGCUUCUCAAAGACAGCGGCCUUCAGAGCUUCAAGCAGGAGAGCCUGGUUAAGAGCCUCCUGGGAGUUUCAUACGCGGCCCAUAAUGCUCUAGAGGACGUGCAAGCGCUGCAGAGACUCUACUGGGCCCUCAAGCCCACGGCCAAUCAGAUUCAGCAGCACAUUUUCACUCUGGACUCAUUGGCUGCUGCAUCUGUCAAUCAUUAGGAGCAUUAUCAAAUGUGUUGA